This is a messenger RNA of Gadus chalcogrammus (walleye pollock), 2941 nucleotides long. RefSeq lists its product as uncharacterized. The transcript is spliced from 4 exons. The record is from RefSeq and is a predicted model, not a curated record. Lineage: Eukaryota; Metazoa; Chordata; Actinopteri; Gadiformes; Gadidae. The coding region runs from base 180 to 2633 and encodes 817 amino acids.
GCCGAUUGGUCGAUUUCCUAAUUACUACAGCCGUGUAAAAACAAUAAAGAUGUGUCUAGCCUGCAGUCACUUGAUAGUAGAAGAAGCAGCAGCACCAGUAGUAGUAAUAGUAGUGUGGUGUAGCACUAUGGUGUAGCACUGUGAUUUAGCACUUUGGUUUAGCACUUUGGUUUAGCACUAUGGCACACAAAGGGAAGGCUACACCGUGGCGUAGUUGGAGCUUCACUUCAGCGUUUCUGCUAGUCUGUUUAGCACCCCUGACGAAGUCGUACAAUUUGAGAAAAGCACUUGGCAGAAAUAGAGAAAAUGGUCAUGAAGGAAAGAUUCUGUUUGGUAACUUCUUUGAGAAGGGGCGAACUGGUCUGCCAACAAGUAUACAUGCCAACUGGAAUGUUACCUCCUCUGCAGAAGAUGCCGUCGGUUAUCAAAAAGACUCGUCCGGGUGGUUCCAAGAUGAUCCCAGUGUACAAUGGAAGCACUUGGAGCUGUCAGUUCAAUGUGGUGCUUACCAGAUGAAGCUCGUAGCAAGGGAGCCAGAAGCGUCACAGUUGCAACUGGUCCAAAAAAACGCCAAGUCGCUUCCCUUGACUCAGCUCCCUGAAACCUGUGGCUACUCAAUCAGUCGAAACAAUGUAAUGCUUGUAAUGGUGGCUUCAUAUGACGGCUGUACAAUGAUGCAAGAGGACGGACGCUACAUCCUACCAAUGCUUUGGCAAAGAAGGCAUAUAAUGCUCUCAUGCCCCAUAAAAGAAAUGCAUCCAGCACCACCUAUGUCUCCAAGUCGACAAAUGUCCCCUAAACCAGCUGCCUUGUCCUAUACAUACAACCAGUGGGCUAUGAGGCCUCCCUUCAAACACUAUCCAUAUGGACAACAAGUAGUGCAUCAAGAGCCAGCCGAGACUGACCUCCCUACUACACAAGAACCCACGACGACAUCGCCAACACCACCCAAAAAGCUGCCAGCAAAAAUGUCCCCUAAACCAGCUGCCUUGCCCUAUCCAUACAACCAGUGGGCUAUGAUGCCUCCCUUCAACUAUUAUCCAUAUGGACAACAAGUGCAUCAAGAGCCAUCCAUGACUGAUCUCCCUACUACACAAGAACCCACGACGACAUCGCCAACACCACCCAAGGAGCAGCCAGCAAAAAGCCCACCUGCUUCUAAACCUGCUGGCUAUCCCCAUCCAGAGUACCAGUGGCAUAUGAUGCCUCCCUUCCAACACUAUCCAUAUGGACAACAUGUAGUGCAUCAAGAGCCAGCCGAGACGGACCUCCCUACUACACAAGAGCCCACGACAACACCGCCAACACCACCCAACACCACCCAAGAGCCCACGACUACACCGCCAACGCCACCCAAGGAGCAGCCAGCAAAAAGCCCACCUGCAAAUAUUCCACCUGCUUCUAAACCAGCUGGCUAUCCCCAUCCACAGUACCAGUGGGCUAUGAUGCCUCUCUUCCAACACUAUCCAUAUGGACAACAUGUGGUGCAUCAAGAGCCAGCCGAGACUGAGCUCUCUACUACACAAGAGCCCACGACGACACCGCCAACACCACCCAAAGAGCUGCCAGCAAAAAUGUCCCCUAAACCAGCUGCCUUGCCCUAUCCAUACAACCAGUGGGCUAUGAUGCCUCCCUUCAACUAUUAUCCAUAUGGACAACAAGUGCAUCAAGAGCCAUCCAUGACUGACCUCCCUACUACACAAGAACCCACGACGACAUCGCCAACACCACCCAAGAAGCAGCCAGCAAAAAGCCCACCUGCUUCUAAACCAGCUGGCUAUCCCCAUCCACAGUACCAGUGGCAUAUGAUGCCUCCCUUCCAACACUAUCCAAAUGGACAACAUGUAGUGCUUCAAGAGCCAGCCGAGACUGAGCUCUCUACUACACAAGAGCCCACGACGACACCGCCAACACCACCCAAGGAGCAGCCAGCAAAAAGCCCACCUGCUUCUAAACCAGCUGGCUAUCCACAGUACCAGUGGGCUAUGAUGCCUCCCUUCCAACACUAUCCAUAUGGACAACAUGUAGUGCAUCAAGAGCCAGCCGAGACUGAGCUCUCUACUACACAUGAGCCCACGACGACACCGCCAACACCACCCAACACCACCCAAGAGCCCACGACUACACCGCCAACGCCACCCAAGGAGCAGCCAGCAAAGGGCCCACCUGCAAAUAUUCCACCUGCUUCUAAACCAGCUGGCUAUCCCCAUCCACAGUACCAGUGGGCUAUGAUGCCUCCCUUCCAACACUAUCCAUAUGGACAACAUGUAGUGCAUCAAGAGCCAGCCGAGACUGAGCUCACUACUACACAAGAGCCCACGACGACACCGCCAACACCACCCAAGGAGCAGCCAGCAAAAAGCCCACCUGCUUCUAAACCAGCUGGCUAUCCCCAUCCACAGUACCAGUGGGCUAUGAUGCCUCCCUUCCAACACUAUCCAUAUGGACAACAUGUAGUGCAUCAAGAGCCAGCCGAGACUGAGCUCUCUACUACACAAGAGCCCACGACGACACCGCCAACACCACCCAAUGAGCUGCCAGCAAAAAUGUCCCCUAAACCAGCUGGCUAUCCCUAUCCACAGGACCAGUGGGCUAUGAUGCCGCCCUUCCACAAUUAUCCAUAUGGACAAUAAGUAGUGCAUCAAGAGCCAUCCAAGACUGGUCACUCUACUACAAUGGAGCCCUUGACACCGGAGCCACCCCCUUCGUCCCCCCCACUAAUUUUUGUACAUUAUCCCUAACAAUUCUACAGCCCUCAAUUCCACUAUCCACCAGUCUUCGACCGCCAACCUUGACUGGCCACCAUGGAACCAGAGUAACUUCUCCGUAGCCCUUCCCAUAUGUCCACUUGCACUACCUGCUACUUGAUGCACCUCUAUCCAGGCUAAAGCUUUCAAGUAUUUUGUCAAUAAAGCUUUGUAAAUUCAUUGUGGUCAGUCUU